CUUGUGAUCUCUGUAAAUCGCUUUCAUGACAUCAGAUUAUCGUGCAACUAAGUCCGGUUUCGCUUUAGAUAUGCAGCGAAAGCUUGAUAAAAAGUUUGAUGGUAAGGAAGCUGCUAAAACUUUGCGAUGGAUACGACAAUUAACUCCACCAAAUAUCCAGUUGCCCGGACCGAUGUCUGUCGCUGUUGAGAAAAUACCGAAAGACAUUGAGGAUGUAAGUUUCGAUGAUUAUCAUGAAUAUCUGUAUAAUGGCCUUAUUUUGGGUUAUUUAAUGGCAUGUUUGGAUCCAAAUUUUGCUUCGAAGUUGAACACUAGUAAAACUUGGCAAGUUGCAGAAAAAGAUAUGUUCGAAAUACCUAGACAAUGGGAACGCAUUUGUUUAUUCCUAAAGUUUGCUGUCGCUAUUGACGUGAGCCCUGAAUCUCUUUUCCAAACAGACGAGCUGCAUGAGAAAAACAAUCUUCCUCAAGUUGUUGUUUGUCUUAGUCAAGUUGGGAUUCAAACACAAGCAAAGCCUGGUUUCAAAGGUCCAGCAAACUUUUGGGUUCAGAAACAUAAAGAAAACAAGCGUGCUUUCACUGAGGAACAGCUACGUUCAGGAGAAACUAUAAUUGGCAUGCAAGCAGGAUAUACUGGUGGUGCUAAAGCCUCAGGUGUUAAUUUUGGCGGUCGCAGGCAUAUAACUGAUACUUUCUAAAGAGUCUGCCUACUACAAAUAAAUGCAAUCAUUUUGGAUCUAUGUAAUUUUGCAACCAACACGCCAUAAAAUUUUUUAUUUCCUUUGAGAGCGCGUACAUCAUUCUGUUUUACAGUCCAGUUAAUUUUGAUGUUCAGUUAUACAUACUUCAGUACUUUCGGUAUUUUUGUUAUUUGGUACACUUGCACGGGAUAAACUUCGAAUGCUUUUGAUACAGUAUCACACCAUGAACUGCAUGUAAUCUAAGAGCAGCAAAUAAACUGAUUCAUAUUUUUAUU
Messenger RNA from Heterobilharzia americana, 975 nucleotides. NCBI's taxonomy places the organism in Eukaryota, Metazoa, Platyhelminthes, Trematoda, Strigeidida, Schistosomatidae. The record is from the annotation of a GenBank genome assembly.